AUGUCGUUCCGAGGCGCACCGGGACGCCAAGACUCCUACAAGAACAAGGCCCUCUUCAAGCAGGAUGAACUGCGCCGGAGAAGGGAGGAGGCCCAGGUCGAGAUUCGCCGGGCCAAAAGGGAAGAGUCGAUGGCAAAGCGGAGGAACAUGGACCUCAGCACUGUCGAUACCGAUGGAGAGACCGAUGACGAAGAUGCCGUGGGCGCGGCGCUUGACAGUCAGCUCAACGAGCAGCUGCCCGUCAUGAUCGAAGGUGUCAUGUCCACCGACGAGUCUGCCCAGCUCGACGCAACCACCAAAUUCCGCAAGCUGCUGUCCAAAGAGAAGAACCCUCCUAUUGAAAAGGUCAUCGCGUGCGGCGUUGUCCCGAGAUUCGUCGAAUUCCUGCGCAGCCCACACAGCAUGAUCCAGUUCGAAGCGGCCUGGGCGCUGACCAACAUAGCAUCAGGCACCUCGGAUCACACGCAGGUCGUCAUCGAGUCGGGAGCAGUCCCUAUCUUCAUCGAGCUUCUCUCCUCCCAAGUCCUCGAUGUGCGCGAACAGGCCGUCUGGGCAUUGGGCAACAUCGCCGGCGACAGCCCCAAGUGCCGUGACUACGUACUCAAGCAAGGUGCCCUGCCGCCGCUCAUUGCGCUGCUCAGCGAGAACCACAAGAUCAGCAUGCUACGCAACGCGACCUGGACGCUGAGCAAUUUCUGCCGGGGCAAGAACCCGCAACCGAGCUGGGAGCUGGUGUCGCCUGCGCUGUCCAUCCUUACCAAGCUGAUCUACUCGAUGGACGAGGAGAUCCUGAUCGACGCCUGCUGGGCCAUCUCCUACCUCUCCGACGGUCCGAACGAGAAGAUCCAAGCGGUCAUCGAGGCGGGCCUUUGCAGGCGCCUCGUCGACCUCCUCACCCAUCAUUCCACCGCUGUUCAGACCCCGGCGCUCCGCUCAGUCGGCAACAUCGUCACGGGUGAUGACUUGCAGACGCAGGUCGUCAUCGCAUCCGGCGCACUCGUUCCUCUGCUUUCCCUCCUCUCCUCGCACAAGGAGGGCAUCAAGAAAGAGGCAUGCUGGACCAUCUCCAACAUCACUGCCGGCUCGACACACCAGAUCCAAGCCAUUAUCGAUGCCAACAUCAUUCCACCGCUCAUCGAGAUCCUCAAGAGCGCUGACUACAAGACGCGCAAGGAGGCCUGCUGGGCCAUAUCCAAUGCCACCUCGGGCGGCCUGCAGCAGCCAUCGCAGAUCCGCUACCUCGUCUCACAAGGGUGCAUCAAGCCGCUGUGCGACCUGCUCGGCAUGAUGGACAACAAGAUCAUCCAGGUCGCCCUCGACGGCCUCGAGAACAUCCUCAAGAUUGGCGAGCAGGAGAAGAGCGCCGCUGGUCCGGGUGCCGUGAACCAGUACGCCAUGCACAUCGAAGAGUGCGGAGGCAUGGUCGCCAUCCACAACCUGCAACACCACGAGAACCUCGAGAUCUACAAGAAGUGCUUCUUCAUCAUGGACACGUACUUCCCCGACGAGGACGACGCAGCCGAAGCGGCCACCAUGCCGCCGGCCGUCAAUGAGAGUGGCACAUUUGCAUUCAAGUCCGACCUCGCAGCACCCUCUGGCGGCUUCAACUUUGGGCCCGCUGCGAAUGGC
Molecule: messenger RNA, 1629 nt
Organism: Tilletiaria anomala UBC 951
Lineage: Eukaryota; Fungi; Basidiomycota; Exobasidiomycetes; Georgefischeriales; Tilletiariaceae
Product: putative SRP1-importin alpha
Exons: 2
Biological process (GO): NLS-bearing protein import into nucleus
Cellular component (GO): nucleoplasm; cytoplasm; nucleus
Molecular function (GO): protein binding; nuclear import signal receptor activity
Source: RefSeq, a predicted model, not a curated record